CAUACUUUCAAGUUCCUCUUGUUAAAUAAUACCAACACUUAAUAAAUUUGUGUAGAAAAUUCAACCAAAAUCACUUUCUAUUCAAGAAACCAAAAACCAAAAAGAAAUGGCUGGAAAAAGCAUUAUAUUUGUUGUUGAAACCAUUAUUAUAACCAUUUUCCUCUUCAAUAAUAUUGUUGGAGUUUUUUCUGAUGAUUCAGUGUCGAUACCAGCUGAUAAGUCACAAUUAAAUAGCUGGUUUGAUGCAAAUGUUAAGCCUUUAGAUGCAAGAAAGGACACUUUGGACCCUGCCCUUGUAGCUGCUGAGGCUAAUAGGACUAUCAUUAAGGUGAUGGCAGAUGGAAGUGGUGAUUUUAAGACACUGACGGAUGCCAUUAAUAGCAUUCCAGAAGGGAAUAAAAGAAGAGUUAUUAUUUCAAUUGGAGGAGGAAAUUACACAGAAAAAGUCAAAAUUGAGAGGACAAAGCCUUUCAUUACAUUAUAUGGAGACCCUAAGAAUGUGCCAAAUAUUAUCUUUAAUGGAACUGCAAAAGAAUAUAAUACUGUCAAUAGUGCUACCGUGGUCGUUGAAUCUGAAUACUUCAGUGCUGUUAAUAUCAACUUUGUGAAUUCAGCACCAAGACCAGAUGGGAAAAGGGAAUUAGCUCAAGCUGCAGCAUUGAGGACAGGAGGAGACAAAGCCUCUUUGUAUAACUGUAAAAUGUAUGGAUUUCAAGACACUUUUUGCGAUGAUAGCGGCAAACAUUUCUUUAAAGAUUGUUACAUUGAAGGCACCGUUGAUUUCAUCUUUGGCAAUGGCAAAUCCUUAUAUCUGAACACAGAGAUGCAUGUAAUUCCAGGGGAACCAAUGGCAAUGAUCACAGCUCAUGCAAGGAGUGCAGACAAUGUUGACAGUGGAUAUUCUUUUGUGCAUUGCACGGUGACUGGAACAGGAAAAACAACAUAUUUGGGAAGAGCAUGGAAGCCUUUCUCUAAAGUUGUUUUCUCAUACACUGAUAUGAGUGAUGUUGUUCAUCCUGAAGGAUGGUCUGAUUUUGGCAAAAAGGAGUAUGACAGUUCGGUGUUUUAUGGAGAAUACAACAACAAAGGAGCUGGAGCAACUAUGAAUGGUAGAGUUGGAUAUAUGAAGAAAUUAAAUGAUGAAGAGGCAAAACCUUUUAUUUCCCUUGCUUAUAUUGAAGGCUCCAAGUGGCUGCUUCCACCUGUCACACUAUAGAAAUAUUAGAAAAUUACAAGGACAUAUUAAUGGUCCUACCAAAUUUUUUACUUUAUUUUAUUGUUUUCUUUUUAUUUUAUUAAUUUCUCACUUUUUCAUGUAGCCCAUUAUCCCAACUAAUAUGGGAUUGAGGCGCAGUUGUGGUUUUCCAAUUUAUGGGUUUCAACUAGUUGAGGUUGAAAUUUAGUUAGUGUUCCCCCUUUUUAUGUAAACUCUUUGUUAAAAGUAACAGGAAUGGGCAAUUUGCACGAUUUCCUUUCAUACC
Lycium barbarum (goji berry) is the source of this 1481-nucleotide messenger RNA. Its product is annotated as pectinesterase 1-like. The record is from RefSeq and is a predicted model, not a curated record. Lineage: Eukaryota; Viridiplantae; Streptophyta; Magnoliopsida; Solanales; Solanaceae. The coding region runs from base 107 to 1216 and encodes 369 amino acids. The transcript has 5 exons. Gene Ontology annotation, molecular function: pectinesterase activity. Gene Ontology annotation, biological process: cell wall modification.